UCAAUCUCUAGCAACGUCAAAAAAGCCUCCAGGAAGCACGCCGAUCAUAUCACGAAAACAUGAAGGUCAUCACCGCCAAUUUUGUGACCUGUGCUGUUAAGGAGUGCAAGACAUCCCCGACAUCAUUUCCUUUGCACUUCCACGAUGCCGAGUUGGAAAUGCAGGAGCUUGAUUUCCAGCCAGAGUUCAUUCGAAAUGUGAUUCCCCGCAUUGAUUGGGAGGGACUGCGAGUGACAGCGAAUGAGCUCGGAUUUCCUAGUCUACCGGAAUCUAAACCGGAAGGCGAGGCACUCAGUGACCAACAGACCUUGAAAGACUUGCACCGACUGCUGUUAGAAACCCAAGUCAUGGAGGGCAAAUUGAUCUGUGGCAACUGUGGGCACGAAUACGUGAUCAAGGAGGGGAUCGCCAAUUUCCUUCUCCCAAGCCACCUAGUCUGAGUCUUGAUGCGCCAUGGCCAAUUCACAUGCCGACCCUUUGAUACCCCACUCAGAAGCAAGAGAUAGAAAAAACGACAAGC
Molecule: messenger RNA, 520 nt
Organism: Penicillium pulvis
Lineage: Eukaryota; Fungi; Ascomycota; Eurotiomycetes; Eurotiales; Aspergillaceae
Product: RNA methylation protein TRM112
Exons: 3
Coding region: 60-440 (126 amino acids)
Biological process (GO): tRNA methylation; peptidyl-glutamine methylation; rRNA (guanine-N7)-methylation
Molecular function (GO): protein heterodimerization activity
Source: RefSeq, a predicted model, not a curated record